UUUUUUUUUGUUUUAUUGCUGGCCGCGUCAUCCGAGAAUGUCCGGUAGCUUUGUUGGGCAGUAGCUCCAGCUUGAUUUCUGGGGUCAAGCUACGAAAACGGUUGACUGUUGGUUUGAGAAAAAAUAAGAUCAAAAUUACGCCACUGUGAUGGCGGUGCCCCACAAGACUUUUCAGUGGUGCCCUUUCCACAUGCCGUUUGACUCGGAAAACUCUGAUCACUUUAUACGUGGGAUUAACUUGUUUGGACAGAAAACAGCCUAAAAUCUGAAUCCUUAGCUUUUUAGCCUGGCAGGAUUUGGCUUGAUAAGGCACAUGUUUUUCCACUCUCAAGGCUAAUGAUAGGGUUCUGUAGAUCUAGACCCCCAGAUCAACGUCCAAAACCACAGGCCCUAUCCACGAGUGCGUUAGCUUCAACGCCACAGUCUAACGUCGGACCGGAUAAGGAGCGAAAGCAAAAUAAACCAAAAAAAAGAGAAACUCACGAUGAUCCGAGAUAAAUAUCCCGUCGUCAAAGCGGUUCGACAAGACCGAGUACCCGUCGAACCGCAAUCCCCCAACGGAGGGGUCCUUGACAAACACGUGAUCGAGACGCUUGUCGUCCCAAGUCAGCAGCGCCGUGAAUGCAGUGUACGUGUUGGUGUUGCCGUGCAACCUCUGCUCGGGCACGAGAUCCCGUGAGUCCCUCAUCGCCGUCGCCAAAGUCUUGUACGCCUGGUUCUGGUCGUCCGAGUUGAGGUCGCCGGCGAAGAAGACGGGCGACUUGGACGCGCCGCCGUCGUCGCUCUCCCACUCGCCAGCCAGGUCCACGAUCAUGUCAGCGCUCCGCUCGCGUGCGACCUGGCCCAUGUGGUCAAAGUGCGUGCAGAGCAGCACGACCCUGCCGCCCGUCUGCCGGUGCCUUAGCCUCGCCGCCGUCACGACCCGCGGGUACGCGGCGUCCCAGCCCUUGGAGCCCGGUACGUCGGGCGUCUCGCUGAGCCAGUAGGUGCGGUUCGCGUCCAGCUCCCACGUGUCGGGCCGGUACAGGAUCGGAGAGAAUUCGCCGCCGUCUCCACCGUCGUCGCGUCCCACGCCGACGUGCGCCCAGGUGCCCUCGGUGCCCCCCACAACGUCGACCAGCUGCUGCCGGAGGACCUCUUGCAUGCAGAGGAGCGACUCGGGGCGGUUGGACGUCUCGUAGCUGAGCUGCGUGGUUAGCAGCGGGCGGCGGUCGGCCCAUGGGCGCUCGCCGAUGGUGGGGAUCACGACGGCCUGGCGGAUGUUGUAGGAGAUGAUGCGCAGCGGCGUGCAGAGGGCCGUGGUCGCCAGGAGGCUGGCGGUGAAGGCGGUGGCUUUCAUGGCGGGCAACGGAAGACGUGAUGUCUCGGGACUGCGACGCUUUGCGGUUUGGGUAGACUGACGCAGGAAUAGUUUCCACGUCGAUUCAGAAUGGGCGUGACUUUUGCGAGUGCAACUGGGCUGGUAGAGCCAUGUUUAAGUGCUCGACGCAUCUAGGUAUUCAUAAGGCAAGUUGCCUCCACCGGAACGACCUUUUCUACAUCUUGGCAGCGCGUAUGUUUUACCUGGUUGGGGAGAGUUCGCCGACGAAGAGGUUGCAAUGCGACGCUGCAUACGCCCUACAAAGCGUCAUAGUCUUGGAGUUGACUUGAGAGACUGGUGGUUUUGCUGGCCGCGUGCGGGGUUGAUUGGAGAGAAGAGAGCGGCGCGGUUUGGCGCCAGGGCUCAAUGUGAUGGGGACCUCGCCGGUACUUAGGAAAUUCGACCAUGCAGGAGCGCCAAGUUUCUGGCACCACAUCAACAUUAUUCUUUGGAACUUGACCUUUUUACAACAACCAUUGUUACGCGUCUGACUCAGCUUGACGUCGUCCUUGCUCCACGUUUCUGUGCUUCCAAGAUUGACCCGACCCAUUGGCGCGCAAUCAGGCGGAGAAAAGGACAAUGCAUGUACUUGAGGGUUGAACCAUGUGGACCCCCAUCUUGUUUUUCCACCGUCAAUCGAGGUAGCCUUAUCCCCGAGCAUAACCAAACCCCACGUUACCAACACUAGGUCAGAUUGUUGAAGCGGGCUUAAGCGCUUGCUAAAUUCCGGGGUGCAAAACAAGAGAGGACAUGUUUGCCAGAGGAUGACACUAGCCGGAUAAAGCCACCAUAGCGACAGCUUACCGGAAGAGGCAGCUUGUGUUACCACAAAUGCCAAUAUGCACUUGUCUCACUGCACUAGGGUCGGUGACAUCGGCUUGGGUGGGCAGUGAUUCGCGAAACUCGGCUCCGGCUGUAAGGACUUGCUAGCGAUCAGAUCAAAGUAAGACGGAGCGGCUUCAAUUACUGCAGAGCUGUGAGGAUCGCCAGUAAUGAUAUAAGAGGGAAUGCUCGUUCUGUCUCAACACAGCAAAAUCAUCAAUGUCUACAGAUCAUCAGCAAAACUUGGCAGAGCUUGCUACAUAAAAGCAACAUCCAUAUCCGUACUAUAUUGCAUUUAAAAAAUCACAUCGCUCACAGCAAACAUGGCAACCACGGAAGAAAACACCGCACUCCCCGCCACCAUGAAGGCCGUUGUGCUCACAGGCGUCAACCAACCCCUUGAGCUGCGCACCGUUCCCGUCCCGCAAGUCACACCCGGCAGCGUCAUCGUCAAGAUAAUCUGCACCUCCAACGACAGGGGCAUCCAGGAAGCCGCCCUCGGCCAUGCCAGAUUCACCUUCCCCAGGCCCAUGAUCCCGACGGCGCGCGCCGUCGGCCGCGUGGCGCAGAUCGGCCCCGACACCACCAGCCUGGCGCCGGGGCAGCUCGUGCUCGUGGAGCCGCACGUCCGGGCCCGCGACGACCCCGACGUGCAGAUCCUCUGGGGCAUGUGGGACGGCCCGUCGGCGCAGAGCAAAAAGUUUGCCCGCGACAACUGGACCGACGCCUGCAUGGCAGAGUACGUGCGCGCGCCGCUCGAGAACGUCUACGCGCUCGACGAGGCCAAGCUCUGCGGCCGCCUCGGCCACGCGCCCGAGGACCUCGUCCACCUCGCCACGCUCGCCAUCCUCCACGGCGGGCUGGCGGCGGUCGGCCUGCGCGCGGGCGAGACCGUGCUCGUCGCGCCGGCCACGGGCUACUUUAGCGGCGCCGCGGUGCCCGUCGCGCUGGCCAUGGGCGCGGGCGCCGUCGUGGCGGUGGGGCGCAACGCCGCGGCGCUCGAGCGGCUGCAGGCGACGUUUGGGGCGGAGCGCGUGCGCACCGUGGUGACGACGGGCGACGUCGAGGCGGACGCGGCAGCGAUGCGGAAGGCGGCGGGCCCCGUGGACGUGUACAUGGACGUGUCGCCGCCGGCGGCGUCGGGGUCGUCGCACAUGCGCAGCGGGUUCAAGGCGCUGGGCGUGGGCGCGCGCGCGGUGCUCAUGGGGUUCGUGCCCGACGACAUACCCCUGUCCUACACCGAGGCCAUGUUCAAGAACCUGACCGUCAAGGGCAAGUACAUGUACGAGCGGGAGGACAUGCGCGGCUUGAUCAAGAUGGCCGAGUCGGGCGUGCUGAAGCUGGGCAGGGCCGCUGGCGUGGAGAUCAUCGGGAGGUACAAGCUCGAAGAGUACGAGACCAUGCUCCAUGCGACCUCCAACAAUGGGGACGGGUCCAAGUUGAUCCUGACGAUGAUGUGAGUGGUUGCAACGGGCAUGUUGAUGAAGCAUAAUUAGGGGUAUAUUAUAGUAGACACAAAAGCUUAUUUGCUAUCAAAGUCUCGGCCAUGCCCAUUGGAAUAUAUGCAGCCCUGUCGCUUUUUUGUACGUCGAGUAAGUGAAGCCGCUUUGGGAUUGUGAAAGCUAAAUGUUUCCGAACUAAUGCCAAAGACCCAUUUUACCAUUCUCUAUGGCUUGUGAACAAACCCUUUUGCACCUAACUUUUCGCGGUUUUAAUACACUUAUUCUUGUCGGGUCAGCGCGAGAAACUACGACUCUGGGGUUCCCGAAUGCACCCGUUUUGGAAGGGGAUUUGUGUUUUUUUUUCAUUGUUCUUCCUGUCGUUGAAAUCGCCACGGAGACGGUAUACGCAG
Pyricularia oryzae 70-15 is the source of this 4034-nucleotide messenger RNA. RefSeq names its product alcohol dehydrogenase. Gene Ontology annotation, molecular function: oxidoreductase activity. The coding region runs from base 2506 to 3642 and encodes 378 amino acids. Lineage: Eukaryota; Fungi; Ascomycota; Sordariomycetes; Magnaporthales; Pyriculariaceae. Gene Ontology annotation, cellular component: mitochondrion. The record is from RefSeq and is a predicted model, not a curated record. The transcript is spliced from 2 exons.